Clunio marinus is the source of this 5870-nucleotide messenger RNA. The record is from the annotation of a GenBank genome assembly. Lineage: Eukaryota; Metazoa; Arthropoda; Insecta; Diptera; Chironomidae.
UCUUCAAAAUAAACAAGCGAACAGAACACGUCGCAUUGCAUUGCGUUUUAAGAAAAAUUCUUUAGAGAGUUACAAAAUCAUUCAUCGUGAAAACAGCGUUCGUGAAAAUCUUAUUAUUAUUUUUUUUGUGUGUAUUUUCUCAGCUGAACGGAAAAAAAAAUAAAAAAGAAGAAAAGGCAGUGAGUAGAAAGUCAUUCCACAUACUUAGCGGUUUAUAAAUAAAAGCGACGCAAGCACGCAAAGUAUAAUUAAUCCGCAAGUAACAUAUUUCGAAUUUAAUAACAAUGACUGAGAAUGGAGCAUUGUUGAAUGACGAAAUAAGCAAUGACGAACAACAGCUGAUCAAGUUGAGCUUGAAAAAGCCAAAAAUGUGGAAUUGGGAAUUGACAACAUCAAAGUCGUCGUCGAAUAUUGCUUUUCCAACAAUUGAACUUUACGAUGAAAACCGCAACACAUUGCUGGCUAAAGCAAAAGAAGCUGGCUGUAUUGUUGGCUCAAAACUUAGGAAAUCAGCUUCCGUAUCUAGGGCAUCAUCUCUUCACUCCGUCAGAUCUAAAGACAGUUACAGAGUCAAAAUUAGAAAUGAUUCAUUGAUCGGAGAAAUUUUAAAGCAACCCGUCAUCACGGAACCAGAAGAGUACAAGGAAAACGACAGAAGUGAGUCAACUCAGAUUCAUUUCAGACACAACACUUCAUCACGUAGUGCAAGUGAAAAGGAAUACAAAAAAUCGAACGAAAAACCGCGAACGAAACCAUACAGUCGCUCCAGUUCGAAUUCCAUGAGAUCGAGAUCAUCAGUUUCUAUCUUAGAACGAAUAAGUGAAUUAAGACGAAGUUCAUCAUCCGAAGAAAGUGAAGAGGAAGAGCCUUCAAGUGCUAGAGAAAAACAGAAACACAAAUAUUCAUACAGAUCAUGUCCACUUGGAACCAUUAUUGUGCCAAAGGUUGAUCUAACAAAUGCACGACGUCGUCCGAAGAAACGAGAAGAGAGUUCAGAUAAGCUCAUUGCGUUGAGAAGUAGCAGCAGUGGAACGAACCUUAGACAACCAAGCACAGCGAGAAUAAUUGACAGUCAAGAUAUUAAAAACGUCACAAGUGAUUCAAAUCGAUUUUUAGACGACUCGAAAUCUGUCAAUCCUGAUGAGGUUUUCCUUUUAUUGGUGAAACGUUUAGCAUCAUUACAUUACAAUCAAGCUGAAUUACCACACGAUAGCAGCAACUUUAAAUCUUUAGUGUCAUCUUCGGGAGUUGAAACUGCUAACCAACAUUCUCUGAAAGACGGCAGCAGCAGCUUUCAAACAAUUAACAAUUGUCGUUCGGAACGUGCCAAUAAUACAAAUCGAAGAUCAAAGACACCCGUGGAAGCUGAUUAUGAUGAGGUUGACUUUCAGUCAACGUUUGAUUGCAAUUACAAAGAGCAAAUAAAUGAAACAAUCAACAAAUCGGCACGCACACAGAAAAAUAUGGGAUCCAAUGUUUCCACAGCUGGUGGGAAAGGAUUAUCAGGGCGUCGAACACAAUCAUCAAGCAACAUUGACAACAACAAAUCAUCAAUAACCAAUGGUAUAUGCUGCUCGACAAACUCGAAAUACAAUGCAAAAUCAGGACGAAAGAACAGCAAUCAUUCACAAGACUGCGACAAAAAGCCGCUCAAUAAUAAUAAUAUCAACAACAACAAUAGCAAAAGUAACAGAAAUGAACAAUUCGACGGAAUCGAUCAAAUAAUAUCAUGUUCAAAUGUCAAUACGGGUACGUUAAAGCAGCCGAAAAAAUCAAAAAGCACAUCAAAAGAUCGUAAAAAAUUGCAUGGAAGUCUACCAAAUCAUUUGGAUACUGAUGUUGAUUACGAGGGAAGCGAUGAUACAAACAGCAGUGUUUGCAAAUAUCCAUCAAAUCAAGUAUUAUUACAGCAAAAAGCAACAUCACAUGACAAUCCUCAACUGUCGGUCAUUCGUAAAUUUGACGAAAUUUAUCAGCAGCAACACCGAUAUCAGUUGGAGCAGCCAUUUGUUCAUUAUAAGCAGCAAAAUCAUUCCUUUCGUAUCACGAACACUUAUGCUCGAGAAAACUUUUUACGUUCUCAAGAAACGAAUUCCUUUCGGAUACCGCAAGCCUAUGGGAAUCGAGUGAAAUUUCAGUCAGUCAACAAAAUUAUUACACCGAAUCCUCCCGUUCAAGUCAUUGAUCAAUGCUAUGAUCAAGGAUAUGGUUCAGAAAGGUCACCUGAAGAUGAAAUUCCGCCGCCAUUACCAAUUCUUGAUGUUGAACAACAAUACAACCCAAUGAUUGUCAACUCCGUAAUGAUGUCUCAAGGGUUUGUUGGUGAUUCAAAGGAAAUGCUCGAAAUGGAAGUCCAACAAAGACUCCAUCAGCAAGCAAUUCAACAAAAUUACGAUUUUAUCUCAGAAGACUGCACAUUUAAUGUAGAGAUUAUAAAAGGACCGAGAGGCUUGGGCUUAUCAGUAUCAGGCGGUAUCGAUUCGAACGCUCCAUAUCCAGGCCUUGUCAGGAUUAAGCGCUUAUUUCCCCAUCAAGCUGCCUGGGCAACCGGAAAACUUCAGCCGGGUGACAUUUUACUUGAAGCUAAUGGCAUCAUUUUAACGGGACUCACAAACAAUGAAGCGCUCGAAGUGUUGCGUACCAUGGCAAACGAUGUGAAUUUACUAGUGUGCCGACCACAUGAUGAACAUUUUCGUAAAUUGUCACCGCCAACUGCUGAACCACCAAUUCCACCCAUGCGUUCUUCGUUUAAUUUUAAGCAUCAACAGUAUAUGAAUCAACUUGAAUCGAUUUUACCACCUGGGGAGUUCGAAAUAACGCUUGUAAAACAGCAGGGCUCAUUGGGUUUUACGCUUCAGAAGGAGGAUGAAUCGGUAGUUGGUCAUUAUGUUCGAGCACUGGUGAGAGAGCCAGCAACAACAGACGGUCGAAUCAACGCAGGCGAUAAAAUUGUAGCCGUGAAUGACAUCCAAAUCACUAAUAUGACUCAUGAACAAGCUGUGAUAUUUUUACGACAAGCACCGGAUACUGUCAAGCUUCGAUUGUAUCGAGAUGAUGGACAAACGUCACUAGCAACAACAUCGCCAUCAGAUUCUGAUUACAAAUCAUAUGCCGGUACAAGUACACUCAAACGUACCAAGGUCAAUCUCCGACCUGAAGCCAUUAAUCUUCUAAGCGAUCUUGCGAGUAAGAAAAACACUCAAUCAUCAUCCGAUGGGAAUUCCGCAAGUUCAUCAUUUCAGUCAUCAUUGAACACUGCAUCAUCACCACGUCGUCUUCGUAAGAAUAACAUAAAAUGUUCAAUUACAAGCGCACAAGACUCAGAAGCAAACAAUUCAAGUGAUUCAACUCUUAAGUCAAAUACUUCAAUGUGUAGCAAUCCAAACAAUCAAACGUAUAUCAUAUCUGAAGGUACAAGUAGUGGAACAAUGACACCGUAUUCAGAUUCAUCUGCUGAUACUCUCACUGUUAUAUCACAAGCACAAAGAAUGCAGUAUUAUGAUCCACAUGAACUUGUGAGAAUUAUUCCGGAUGAUGAUGAUGGUGAAGGCUAUUAUGAUAGCGAUGAAUUGGAGAAAUUAGAGCAUGAUGGUGAAUCACAAGAAGGUCAAUUAAAACGUCCCGAACAUUUAAAUUUAGACACACAAAGUGGAUCGACGCCAGUCGCAUCACGAAAGCCACUUUAUCAAUUUACAAUUGCAACUGCCAACGCUUAUGAACUGAAUAAUUUGGACAAUGCUGUGCUUGAUGCUCCGACGUCAUAUAACAUGGGAAUAAAUGGUGGUGGUGGUGACAACACUAAUGAUGGUGAUACAUUUACAAGCUUACCUUGUGAGACACUUUUGUUGGCAUGCAAAACGGAAAAUGAUUUGAAGAAAUCGCUUAAUGAUGAAGAUGAUACCGAUACAUGUUUGUAUGUCACGAAAUUCAACAAGAAUCAGCCACUCUAUCAAUCAGCUCAGGUGCAAAUCAAUCACAAACAGAGUAAUGAUGUCGUCGAUGGAGCUUAUGGCGGGGGGGGUGGGGAUUUGUUAAAAUGGAAGGGGGGCACAAUGUCUAACGAUGACGAUGAUAAAUGUUCAGUGGUUUCGUCUCAAGCUGGGGACAAUUCGCCAAUGCCAUCGAUUCAAAGAAUUUCCAUUCGUAAUGCUCAAAAGGACUUAAAUCUAGACGAAAUGGGUAUCGAUUGUAAAGAAUUUAAGAUAAUUACAAUCGAAAUGAAUCGUCGUUGGAGUUGUCGAUUAGGGAUACGUCUUGAAAGUCAACUGGCAUCGAAAGACUCACUAAAGUCAAUUACAGUAAUUAAGGAGAUUUGUAAAGAUACGUUGGCCGAGCGGGAUGGUCGAUUAGUUUCAGGUGAUCGAGUUCUGAUGAUAAAUGACGAAAUCGUCGAUGCUCGUCCAACACAAGAAAUUAUAGAAAUGAUGCGAAUUAUUCGUGGACCUCUGUGCAUAACUGUAGCUAGGAAAAUUGAAUCAUAAUCACCAUGACUUCAGCAACUCUUAAUCACCAGCAACAUUUAAAUUCCAUAGGAAAAAGCACUCAUAAAUGAAAGUCUGAGAAUCAACCAAAGACGUACAAUAGUACACGAAUUAGAGAUAUAUGAAUGCUUUCCUUCCAAACUAUUUCAUGAUUUAUAUCGACUUCAAUAGUCAGAACAAAAAAAAAAGGCAAACAGAAGAAAAUCUAUUAAAAAUUUAUAUAUUCGAAGCAAUUUGGCUAGAGACGGUGAAAUUACUUUUCUUAUUUUAUUCUUCUUCGUUUUUCAAUUUCUUAAAACAUGAUUGGUAACAUUUGGAACUAGAGACAAAGAAAAUUUAUUGAUCGACAUUUGUCUACUCAACGGGAAAAAUAUUUUCCACAAUGCCUCGUCAACUCUUCAAAGUUUUCUUUUUAUUCUUUAAUGUUCUUAUUACAAUUUUUCCUUUUCCCUUUUUAUUUUUAAUUCAUAAUCGUAUUUCAAGACUCUUUAUCGAUGCUUCACAGCGCGUGUAUCCUUUGAACUCUAAUUCAAUAUUAUUGUCGUUAUCAGCCUGUCUCCAGUAGAAUUUUGGGAGUUACCAGUGAGAAAUUCUCUUGUCAUGUGAAUUUUCUUCUUCACUCUUUCCACGACUAACAACGGAACAUCGAAUUCCAUUCCAAUUUAUUGAAUUUUCUUCGAUUUCUCUUCCUUUUCUUCUCGUCGCUCUCAAAUUGAUUUUCCUAUUGCUUCGAAACUUAAUUUAUCGAAAUUCUAUAUUUUCUUCUCGACUCUUAGUUUUAUCUGUUCCAGUAGCACAAUUUUGUUAAAUGUUGCAGAUACGAUUAGAUUUGUAUCAUUCUAUGAUUCCAAUGGAGAAGCAAAGUGAAUGAAGAAUCUUAGAAAAAAUAUGUUUUUAUUGUGCUUGAAUCUCUUGAGAAACAAAACAGGUCGUAAUCAUUAAAUCAAAUAUUAAGGAAAAAGAAGUGAAAGAAAUUGUCGAAAAUCCUGCCCUCAAGAGCUUUAGCAAAAUUUAUUGUCAUCGAUCGAUUAAGGCAUAAGAAAUGUCUAAUUUAUGUAUCUGUUAAGUCAAUAAUAAAUUGUGAAAAAGAUUUUUAAUCGAACUAAGGUAAAGAAAAGUUAUAUGUUGAGGGCUGUUUGAAUAACACGUCACAUUUAUAAUUCUUCAUAUGCAACAUUAUUGAAUACAGUUUUGUCAACUUUCGAGUCUCUAAUGUGACGUCUUUUUUAAACAAAUUUAUUUAUCAUUUAAGAAAGCAAUUUAUACCAAAAAAUAAAUUAAACUUGUGCGAUUGUAAUUAUACGAACAAAUUAAGACAUCAGAAAAAAAAUUAAAGAAAAACAAACAUAAAUUAAUUAAAGAAAAAUGUUUUUAUUAUAAAGAAAAAUA